GAGUUAGCAAACGAGCAGAGGGCGACCAACAGGUGACGAAGAUCAGCCAUCGUUUUGUUUACGUCCAGAGUAGGAAAUUACUUAUCAUCGUCAACGUAAACUUGGACAGAAGUAUAUUAAAAAGAGAGAUAAGUUAUAAUUACUAUUGACAACUACCGUCAUUUGAGCGGUGAGGAAGAAGAAGAAGAAAAAAAAAAACAUUGAGAAACACUUCCAACAAGGCACAGCAGACUGAGCAGUGUGCUGCUGAGCUGGCGUACUCUGAUCCUUGGGCUUGCUGGCUGUCUCGCCCAGGCUUGUUUGGAAACACUCCAGGCAGCCACUUGUGAGACAAGCAAAAGAGAUAUCAACAGUUUGAGAAGCAAAAUAAUAUCUGUUAAAGGAGUGUCCAGCCUCAGGUUGCAGGUUGGCAACUGCCAACAGAGGAGCAGAACCAAAUGCCACUAAGCAGCCAUCUCUUAUUGUCUGCAGUAUAUCAUUUAGAGUUGACUGGCAUGAUGAAGAUACUUUUGGUGGUGGUGGUAGUGGCAAUGCCUGGACUGGAGCUGACAAGGGCUGAGUGUACUGUGGAUCCAUCAGUAAAGGCUGAGAGCAAGCUCGAGCAAGAAAAACUCCUUCAGACCCUCAGCCCAAUUAUAGGACAGAGCUCUGGAGAAGUACAGGAUAAGCAUGGCAAUACAUAUGAAUUUGCAGUGUGUUCAGACUUGCCAAAUCUGCCAGGUGUCAGCCUUGCCCAGACUGGCAAGACCCCUGUUCCCCUCGGCUAUAACAACCAGACUCUGGUGUCCAGUGACAAGCACUGGCUGAUGUUAACCUUCCUUGGGGGUCCUGCCAGCCAGGCAGGAUGCAAUGGCAGCCAUUGGCAGGGACAUGUUGUCUUCAUCUGUGACCAUGACCAAGAUAAAAUUGAAAUGAAAGUUCUUGAUGACCCCAAUUUCACGUUGAAGUUUUCUGCAAUGUUUGUUGUGCGCCACCGAAGCAUUUGUUCCCUGUCUCAGAAAGGCCUCAGUGGUGGAGCCAUAUUUUUCAUUUUGCUUCUGGUCAGCUUUUCUUUGUACUUCACCUUUGGCUUCUUGUACCUGCGGCUGGUGAGAGGAGCAAAGGGGGUGGAACAGAUACCCAACCGCAACUUCUGGUUUAGAGUUGGAAACCUGCUGGCAGAUGGGUGUGAAACUGUUUUCCGAUGUGACCGUUACUGUGGAGCAGGUGAACGUCCAUCCAGCAGCUACAGUGGCUAUUCCCCAAUUGAUGAGCAGCUGGCACAAGACCUGCAGGACGGGGACAGGGACUCAGCCUUGCUCAGCCCAUAGGAGGCGUGGGAAGUGUCAAGUCACCAGCAGGAAGUGGUUGUUGUAUAAUUAGUGAACUUUGCAGACAGCCUCUUGUUUUGUAAGGACCAGAUGAGUAUGGUCAGUGGUUUAUUAAUAUUUCCAAGACUAGAAAAUGUUGUAAUUAUAGUCAAAAUUCUAUAAAUUUAAAGUUAUUCAAUACUGAGGCAAAGCUGUGGGAGUGAUAUGCAGGUUUCAUUGUUACUGUUUUGGCCAAAUAUUUAAUUGACUUCUAUGCAUCAAAUUAUAUACUUUCAUUUGUUGUACAGUAGUGUUGCAAUUCACACAUGUCUGAAAUACAUUGAUGUGUAACAAGCAUUACAAAUUUAUCAAAACUAUUUAAAAUUGUUCUCCAUUUUUCAAUAGUGCUGUCUGGUGUUUUGGAAUUUUU
Scylla paramamosain (green mud crab) is the source of this 1719-nucleotide messenger RNA. Its product is annotated as cation-dependent mannose-6-phosphate receptor-like. Bases 438 to 1310 code for a protein of 290 amino acids. Gene Ontology annotation, biological process: protein targeting to lysosome. Gene Ontology annotation, cellular component: trans-Golgi network. Lineage: Eukaryota; Metazoa; Arthropoda; Malacostraca; Decapoda; Portunidae. The record is from RefSeq and is a predicted model, not a curated record. The transcript has 8 exons.